CCACCGCCGCUGCUUCUUUUCGGUUUAGGUCUGUGUUGAUAGCGGCUUGAGCUUCCACACGUGCAGUCAUUCCUAUGUGAAUAUCCCUCUUUUGGAUUCCCUCUUAAGUACAUCCUGCUCCGUCACAAUAGGUGUAAAGCCAUAGAAACCGACGAUCAUGGGGGCAUAUCUGUCGCAGCCUAACACGACCAAGACCUCAUCCGAUGGCGGCAACUGCAACAUGAGCUACGGUUUCUCUGCCAUGCAGGGCUGGCGGGUCUCCAUGGAGGAUGCCCACAACUGUAUCCCAGAUUUUGAUGAGGAGACGGCCAUGUUUUCUGUGUACGAUGGACAUGGAGGCGAAGAGGUGGCUCUGUACUGUUCCAAGUAUCUUCCCGAGAUUAUCAAAGAGCAGAAAACCUACAAAGAUGGCAAACUUCAAAAGGCACUGGAGGAUGCCUUCUUGGCCAUUGACAGUAGAAUGACCACGGAGGACGUCAUCAAGGAACUAAUCCAGAUCGCUGGUCGGCCUACCGAGGAGCCUCCCGCUGAAAAAGUGGCGGAGGAGGAUGACUUGGAUACGGAAGAAGCGGCUCUGCUCCACGAAGAAGCUACCAUGACCAUCGAGGAGCUGUUGGUCCGCUACGGCCAGAACCGCAGCGCAGUCAAACACGCUGCUGCCAUCAGUGCAGCAGCAAAGAAGGCAGCAGGAGACAAGAAUGAAGGUGGGGAGGAUCCGAAGAAAGAAGGGUUAAACGGGGAGGUGGAGGAGGAGAGCAAUGGAAAAGUGAAGGAAAGUGAAGGAGCAUCGUGCGGGUCAAAACUGCGAGCUCGUCGGAGAACUGGAGGAAGCGAAGGCAGCGCUGCAGCAAGCGACUCCGCCGGGUCUGGAAGCUCCAAUGGAGAAGAAAAGGUUGGUAAGGCUGAAGGAGACGCAGGUCCUUCCUGCUCCUCUUUGUCCUCGAAGGCGGCAGGAGAUUCCAAGUCCAGGUUUUUCGAUGACAGCGAGGAGUCUGAAGAGGGAGAGGAAGAAGAGGGCAGCGAUGAAGAGGAUGGGAGCGAAGAGGAAGAGGGUGACAGCAGUGAAAUGGAGGAAGAGGAGGAUACGGAGGAGGGAGAGGAAGACUCUGAGGAUGAAGAAGAGGAGGAAAUGUGUCUGCCUGGAAUGGAUGGCAAAGAGGAGCCCGGCUCAGACAGCGGCACCACAGCUGUCGUAGCUCUGAUCCGAGGGAAGCAGCUGAUCGUCGCCAAUGCUGGAGACUCUCGCUGCGUUGUGUCCGAACACGGGAAAGCUGUGGACAUGUCGUACGACCACAAGCCAGAGGACGAGGUGGAACUCGCUCGCAUCAAAAACGCCGGCGGCAAAGUGACCAUGGACGGACGUGUCAACGGGGGACUGAACCUCUCCAGAGCAAUCGGCGACCACUUCUAUAAGAGGAACAAAGCUCUACCGCCAGAGGAGCAGAUGAUCUCUGCAAUGCCAGACGUCAAAGUUCUGACGCUCAACGAGGAACAUGACUUCAUGGUCAUUGCCUGCGACGGCAUCUGGAAUGUGUUGAGCAGUCAGGAGGUGGUGGACUUCAUUAGUGAGAGGAUCAAACCAGACCAGGAUGGCAAAGCCAGGCCUCUCUCAUCCAUUGUGGAAGAGCUGUUGGACCACUGUUUGGCACCCGACACGUCGGGAGACGGUACGGGAUGCGACAACAUGACCUGCAUCAUCGUUACGUUCAGGCCUCACCCGUCUGCGGCGCAGGCCGAAGACACGAAGAAGAGGAAGCAGCCAGAGGAGGCAGAGGGGACCUCGCUGGAGGAGAACGGAAAUGACAGCAAGAAAGCAAAGAGUGACUAAAGAGAGCGAAACUGAGAGGGAGCAGCUGGUCCCAGGCCACCCCAAAUACACCAGAGAGACCCCCACCCCUCCACCCCUCCACCCCAUCCUCCAAGAGUAAAUCCUUACCUGACAGCCACAAUCUCACUCAGAGACAGACGUUAUGAAGGCGAAAUAUAAGCUCAAAGAUAAGCUGAACUAAAACCAUCAGUAUAGUUUAGUGCUCUGUUCUUGGUGGAUUUACAUUUCAACACACCCUGCAGGUGAUCUUUUCUUUUUGUCUUUUUUUUUUUUUUUGGAUCCAGUUGAGAUGUUACUGGAUUCAUUUUUAGUUCCUAAAUUCAGCAGAGGCAGACACACCAUUGGAAGACAUGCUAAAAA
Molecule: messenger RNA, 2188 nt
Organism: Salarias fasciatus (jewelled blenny)
Lineage: Eukaryota; Metazoa; Chordata; Actinopteri; Blenniiformes; Blenniidae
Gene: ppm1g
Product: protein phosphatase, Mg2+/Mn2+ dependent, 1G
Exons: 14
Coding region: 158-1828 (556 amino acids)
Biological process (GO): protein dephosphorylation
Cellular component (GO): nucleoplasm
Molecular function (GO): cation binding; protein serine/threonine phosphatase activity
Source: RefSeq, a predicted model, not a curated record